Messenger RNA from Anguilla rostrata (American eel), 8143 nucleotides. It is a transcript of the gene nalcn, whose product is annotated as sodium leak channel, non-selective. The coding region runs from base 620 to 5908 and encodes 1762 amino acids. Gene Ontology annotation, cellular component: plasma membrane. NCBI's taxonomy places the organism in Eukaryota, Metazoa, Chordata, Actinopteri, Anguilliformes, Anguillidae. Gene Ontology annotation, molecular function: monoatomic cation channel activity. The transcript is spliced from 46 exons. The record is from RefSeq and is a predicted model, not a curated record. Gene Ontology annotation, biological process: positive regulation of synaptic transmission, cholinergic; transmembrane transport; positive regulation of synaptic transmission, GABAergic.
GCAUCCUCAGUACACUUAAAUGUUUCUGGGGGUCGCUGUAGGGGUUUGGCCGUCUAAUGUCCCGAACAGUUCAACCUCGUUUCUUUUUCCGACAACGUAGACUAAAAUGAUGGCUCUUACGACGCACAGGUGGAAGAAGCACGUUUGCUGUAUGCAGACGUAAGGUGUCAACACGUUCUAACGCAGAUCGUUUGGGAAAAAAACUAACAAAUACAGAAAACGAAAAUAAUCACAUUCAAUGGCACGAAGUUUCAUUAACUUUUCAACGUAAUUCAUGGUGAGCGUGAGCCUUUCCUUGUUGCGAGGAAACUUUUCUCGCCUCGGACCUAGCCUACUGACGAACGAGAUCAGCCCUGUGAUGUAGGACAAACUUUCUGGCCUAGCAGUACUCAACAUGGGGCGAAACAUCCUACAGAUUUGGGAUUGUUAUGAACGGCUUUGAUACAGCGGACGGGAUCUUUACUAAGGGAGAACGCAGAGAGGGCAACAGACAGAGAAGGAAUCAAAGUUCCAAAGUUGCCAUGGCAGUGAAACCACCAACCGCACGAGGGGAAUCAUGUACAGCGUGGAACCCUAUGGACUGUGCCAUGCCUGACCAAGAUAUGCCUGAUCGCAUGUUAUGUGCCAUGCUGGAGCAAUUUCAGCUGUCCUAUCACCGUUGAUCCACUCCCUGUAUAGCACUGCCAGUCCCAGCAUGCUGAAGAGGAAGCAGAGCUCCCGGGUGGAGGCUCCGCCCAUGACCGACUUCGGCCCGGACGAGACGCUCGCCGACAGCGCCGACAUCCUGUGGAUCAACAAACCGUGGGUCCACUCCUUGCUGAGGGCCUGUGCCAUCAUCAGCGUGAUCUCGGUCUGCAUGAACACGCCCAAGACCUUCGAGCACUACCCGCCUCUUCAGUACGUCACCUUCGCCCUGGACACGCUGCUCAUGUUCCUCUACACCGCCGAGAUGAUCGCCAAGAUGCACAUCCGUGGCAUCGUCAAGGGGGACAGUCCUUAUGUUAAGGAUCGGUGGUGCAUGUUCGACGGCUUCAUGGUUUUCUUCCUCUGGGUCUCUCUGGUGCUGCAGGUGUUUGAGAUCGCGGACAUCGUGGACCAGAUGUCGCCGUGGGGGAUGCUGCGGAUUCCCCGGGCCCUCAUCAUGAUCCGGGCGUUCCGGAUCUACUUCCGAUUCGAGCUCCCGCGCACGCGCAUCACCAACAUCCUGAAACGGUCGGGAGAACAGAUCUGGAGCGUCUCCAUCUUCCUCCUCUUCUUCCUCCUGCUUUACGGAAUCCUGGGAGUUCAGAUGUUCGGCACGUUUAACUACCACUGUGUCACCAACGACACGGUGAAAGAUAACGUGUCCUGGAAUAGUUUGGCCAUCCCGGACACACACUGCUCCCCCGACGGGGAGGGGUACCCGUGCCCCAUGGGCUUCAAGUGUGAGGACCUGGAGGACCUGGGGCUCAGCCGACAGGAGCUGGGCUACAGCGGCUUCAACGAAUUGGGCACCAGCAUAUUCACGGUGUACGAGGCGGCUUCGCAGGAGGGCUGGGUCUUCCUCAUGUACCGCGCCAUCGACAGCUUCCCCCGCUGGCGGUCCUACUUCUACUUCAUCACCCUCAUCUUCUUCCUCGCCUGGCUGGUCAAGAACGUGUUCAUCGCCGUCAUCAUCGAGACGUUUGCCGAGAUCCGGGUGCAGUUCCAGCAGAUGUGGGGGUCCCGCAGCAGCACGACGUCCACCGCCACCACGCAGAUGUUCCAUGAGGAUUCUGCAGGUGGAUGGCAGCUUGUGGCAGUAGAUGUGAACAAGCCACAUGGAAGAGCUCCUGCCUGCCUCCAGCAACUGAUGCGCUCCUCAGUGUUCCAUAUGUUCAUCCUGAGCAUGGUGGCGGUGGACGUGAUUGUUGCCGCGAGCAACUACUACAAAGGCGAGAAUCACCGACAGCACUACGACGAGUUCUACCUGGCAGAGGUGGCCUUCACCGUGCUGUUUGACCUGGAGGCCCUCCUGAAGAUCUGGUGCCUGGGCUUCACUGGCUACAUCAGCUCCUCUCUGCACAAGUUUGAGUCUCUGCUGGUGGUGGGAACCACACUGCACAUCUACCCCGACCUCUACCACUCCCAGUUCACCUACUUCCAGGUGUUGCGGGUGGUGCGCCUGAUAAAGAUCUCCCCGGCCCUGGAGGACUUCGUGUACAAGAUCUUUGGGCCCGGGAAGAAGCUGGGCAGCCUGGUGGUGUUCACGGCCAGCCUGCUCAUCGUCAUGUCCGCCAUCAGCCUCCAGAUGUUCUGCUUCGUGGAGGAGCUGGACCGUUUCACCACGUUCCCCCGGGCCUUCAUGUCCAUGUUCCAGAUCCUCACGCAGGAGGGCUGGGUGGACGUCAUGGACCAGACCCUGGUGGCGGUCGGGCACAUGUGGGCCCCCGUGGUGGCCAUCUACUUCAUCCUCUACCACCUGUUUGCCACCCUGAUUUUGCUGAGUCUUUUCGUCGCUGUGAUCCUAGACAACUUGGAGCUGGAUGAAGACUUGAAAAAACUCAAGCAGCUGAAGCAGAGCGAGGCCAACGCAGACACCAAGGAGAAGCUCCCGCUGCGGCUGCGCAUCUUCGAGAAGUUUCCCAACCGGCCGCAGAUGGUGAAGAUCUCCAAGCUGCCGUCGGACUUCACCGUGCCCCGGAUCAGAGAGAGCUUCAUGAAGCAGUUCAUCGACCGGCAGCAGCAGGACACCAGCUGCCUGUUCCGCAGGCUCCCCUCGGCCUCCUCCUCCUCCUGCGACCACUCCAAGCGCUCCGCCAUCGAGGAGAACAAGUACAUCGACCAGAAGCUCCGCAGAUCGAUAUUCAGCAUCCGCGCCCGCAACCUCCUUGAGAAGGAGACGACCAUCAAUAAGAUCCUGCGGGCCUGCACCAGGCAGCGCAUGCUGAGCGGCUCCUUCGAGGGCCAGCCCGCCAAGGAGCGCUCCAUCCUGAGCGUGCAGCACCACAUCCGCCAGGAGCGCAGGUCCCUGAGACAUGGCUCCACCAGCCAGCGAAUCAGCCGUGGGAAAUCUCUGGAGACUCUUACACAGGACCACUCCAGCACGGUGCGGUACCGUAACGCUCAGAGGGAGGACAGUGAGAUCAAGAUGAUCCAGGAGAAGAAGGAGCAGGCCGAGAUGAAGCGGAAGGUGCAGGAGGAGGAGCUGCGGGAGAACCACCCGUACUUCGACAAGCCCCUGUUCAUCGUGGGCAGAGAGCAUCGCUUCCGGAACUUCUGCAGGAUGGUGGUGCGGGCGCGAUUCAACGCGUCAAAAACAGACCCAAUAACGGGAGCGGUGAAGAACACGAAGUAUCAUCAGUUGUACGAUCUCCUGGGCCUGGUCACCUAUCUGGACUGGGUGAUGAUAGUGGUCACCAUCUGCUCCUGCAUCUCCAUGAUGUUUGAGUCUCCCUUCACCCGGGUCAUGCAGGUCCCCACCCUUCAGAUCGGAGAGUACGUCUUUGUCAUCUUCAUGAGCAUCGAGCUCAACCUGAAGAUCAUGGCCGACGGCCUCUUCUUCACCCCCACGGCUGUCAUCCGCGACUUCGGAGGGGUCAUGGACAUCUUCAUAUACUUAGUGAGUCUGAUCUUCCUGUGCUGGCUCCCGGCGAACGUGCCGCCCGAGUCGGGGGCGCAGCUGCUGAUGAUGCUGCGCUGUCUGCGGCCGCUGCGCAUCUUCAAGCUGGUGCCCCAGAUGAGGAAGGUGGUGCGUGAGGUCCUCAAGGGCUUCAAGGAGAUCUUCCUGGUCUCCAUCCUCCUCCUCACCCUCAUGCUGGUCUUCGCCAGCUUCGGAGUUCAGCUCUUCGCCGGGAAGCUCCCAAGGCACGACUCCUCCUCACCAUGCGGUCUGAGGGACUGUCACGGAAUAUUCCGGAUCAACGUCAGCGUCUCCAAAAACCUGAACCUGAAGCUGAAGGCGGGGGAGAAGAAGCCGGGCUUCUGGGUGCCGCGGGUCUGGGCCAACCCGCGGAAUUUUAACUUCGACAACGUGGGCAACGCCAUGCUGGCGCUGUUCGAGGUGCUGUCGCUGAAGGGCUGGGUGGAGGUUCGGGACGUCAUCAUCCACCGCGUGGGACCGAUACACGGCAUCUACAUCCACGUCUUCGUCUUCCUCGGCUGCAUGAUCGGCCUCACGCUGUUCGUGGGCGUGGUCAUCGCCAACUUCAACGAGAACAAGGGCACGGCUCUGCUCACUGUGGACCAGCGGAGAUGGGAGGACCUGAAGAGCAGACUGAAGAUAGCCCAGCCGCUCCACCUGCCCCCCCGCCCAGAAAAUGGCGGCUUUCGUGCCAAGAUGUAUGACAUCACUCAGCACCCCUUCUUUAAGCGUGGCAUCGCCGUCCUGGUCCUGGCGCAGUCUGUGCUGCUCUCAGUCAAGUGGGAUGUGGAUGACCCUGUGACGUUUUCCCUGGCGACCAUGUCAGUGAUCUUCACCUUCAUAUUUGUGCUGGAGGUGACAAUGAAACUGAUCGCCAUGUCGCCAGCCGGGUACUGGCAGAGCAGGAGGAACCGUUACGACCUCCUGGUGACCUCCCUGGGGGUGAUAUGGAUCGUCCUGCACUUCGCCCUGCUGAAUGCCUACACCUACAUGAUGGGCACCUGUGUCAUUGUCUUCAGGUUCUUCACCAUCUGCGGGAAGCAUGUAACGCUGAAGAUGCUGCUGCUCACAGUGGUGGUCAGCAUGUACAAGAGCUUCUUCAUCAUCGUGGGCAUGUUCCUCCUCCUCCUCUGCUACGCCUUCGCCGGGGUGGUCCUCUUCGGCACCGUCAAGUAUGGAGAGAACAUCAACAGGCACGCCAACUUCUCCACGGCGGGGAAGGCCAUCACGGUGCUGUUCCGCAUCGUCACGGGAGAGGACUGGAACAAGAUCAUGCACGACUGCAUGGUGCAGCCGCCGUUCUGUACUCCAGACAAACACCGCUACUGGGAGACCGACUGCGGAAACUACGCCGGUGCCCUCAUCUACUUCUGCUCUUUCUACGUCAUCAUUGCUUACAUCAUGCUCAACCUGCUGGUGGCCAUCAUCGUGGAGAACUUCUCUCUCUUCUACUCCACCGAGGAAGACCAGCUGCUGAGCUACAACGACCUGCGCCACUUCCAGAUCAUCUGGAACAUGGUGGACGACAAGAGGGAGGGCGUCAUCCCCACGUCGCGGGUGAAGUUCCUGCUCCGGCUGCUGAGGGGCCGGCUGGAGGUGGACCUGGACAAGGACAAGCUGCUCUUCAAGCACAUGUGCUACGAGAUGGAGAGGCUGCACAACGGGGGCGACGUCACCUUCCACGAUGUGCUGAGCAUGCUGUCGUACCGCUCGGUGGAUAUCAGGAAGAGCCUGCAGCUGGAGGAGCUGCUCGCCCGGGAGCAGCUGGAGUACACCAUAGAAGAAGAGGUGGCCAAACAGACCAUCCGCAUGUGGCUCAAGAAGUGCCUCAAACGCAUCCGGGCUAAGCAGCAGCAGUCCUGCAGCAUCAUCCACAGCCUGAGAGAGAGCCAGCAGCAGGAGCUCAGCCGCUUCCUCAACCCGCCCAGCAUCGAGACCACGCUGCCCAGCGAGGACGCCAACGCACACAACCAGGACAACCCGUCCCAGCCUGAGAGCGGCAGCCUGCAGCAGCUCCUCAGCCCCACGCUGUCCGACCGGGGCGGGUACCGGCAGGACUCCACCGACAUCGGCAAGCCCCAGAGGAAGCUGGGCCAAUGGCGUCUACCGGCAGCCCCAGUACCCGCGGGCCAGUCAGUUUCCUCUCUGGCUUUGCUCUCUGAAGGACGGACCAGCGUCAAGUCGGUGGUGUGCAAGAUGAACCCGGUCAGCGACGAGGCGUCCUCGGGCUCCGAGGUCAAGAAGUGGUGGACGCGUCAGCUGACCGUGGAGAGCGACGAGAGCGGCGACGACCUCAUUGACAUUUAGGAGUCGGUGCCGUUUCCUGGAGUUCAGAAGGCCGAGGGGCGCGCAAGCAGAGGUGCUGAUGGGAAAUGUAGUCCUAGAACUGUUUGGAGGCAGAGUGACACACUGGGAACCUAAUCCCAUUCUGCAUCAGGAAAGGCCCACACGUGAAUACGGAUAACAUGAGAAUAUGACUCUCUGGAUUAGGGGGUCUGUGUAGCAACCUGACAGGGAAAAUGUAAAGCUUCUUUGCAGCUUCUUAACUGCUGGCUUCAAGUUUGAGUGGCAUUGUCGCUAAACACCGUUCAGCACUCAGUGUCUGUCCAGGGUUGUGUAAGGGUCUUGUGGUGGUCUGCUCAUUAGAGUGUGUUGUGUGUAUGUGUCUGUGUAUGUGUGUGUUUGUGCGUGUGUGUGAAUUCACAACGUGAGUGAGUGUGUGUGUCUGCAUGUGUGUGUGUAAUACCUGAAGGAUGUUCCUGGGGAAGCGUGUGUUGUGUGUGUUGUCCUGUUUCAGUGUGCUGGCUGUGUCUCUGUGUGUCUGUUCGGUGUUUGGCUGUGUCUGUGUGUGUGUCUGCUGGGUGUUUGGCUGUGUCUCUGUGUGUGUCUGCUGGGUGUUUGGCUGUGUCUUUGUCUGUGUCUGCUGGGUGUUUGGCUGUGUCUGUGUGUGUGUCUGCUGGGUGUUUGGCUGUGUCUCUGUGUGUGUCUGCUGGGUGUUUGGCUGUGUCUCUGUGUGUGUCUGCUGGGUGUUUGGCUGUGUCUCUGUGUGUGUCUGCUGGGUGUUUGGCUGUGUCUGUGUGUGUGUGUCUGCUGGGUGUUUGGCUGUGUCUCUGUGUGUGUCUGCUGGGUGUUUGGCUGUGUCUCUGUGUGUGUCUGCUGGGUGUUUGGCUGUGUCUGUGUGUGUGUCUGCUGGGUGUUUGGCUGUGUCUCUGUGUGUGUCUGCUGGGUGUUUGGCUGUGUCUGUGUGUGUGUCUGUUCGGUGUUUGGCUGUGUCUCUGUGUGUGUCUGCUGGGUGUUUGGCUGUGUCUGUGUGUGUGUCUGCUGGGUGUUUGGCUGUGUCUCUGUGUGUGUCUGCUGGGUGUUUGGCUGUGUCUCUGUGUGUGUCUGCUGGGUGUUUGGCUGUGUCUGUGUGUGUGUCUGCUGGGUGUUUGGCUGUGUGUGUGUCUGCUGGGUGUUUGGCUGUGUCUCUGUGUGUGUCUGUUCGGUGUUUGGCUGUGUCUCUGUGUGUGUCUGUUCGGUGUUUGGCUGUGUCUCUGUGUGUGUCUGCUGGGUGUUUGGCUGUGUCUCUGUGUGUGUCUGCUGGGUGUUUGGCUGUGUCUCUGUGUGUGUCUGCUGGGUGUUUGGCUAACCUCAUUAUGAAGGCCUUUAAUCGCAGGCAGCUUUCCUCCUUGAGUUACUGCCGCAAGAUGAACGCGCAGAACAAGCCGGCCUGUUGUGCCAUUACUCUGCCGGGCCUCCCAGCACUGUUCCCGAACUCUUAAUAUCCGCGACAGAGGCCACGUUUGCCAAGCGUUUCCAGGAAGAUUUGGGUGGUCACAUGGGUAGGGUGGAACGAAUCAGAGACCACAGUCCAAACCAGCUGCAAGCAGGAGGAUCGUGCUGUACUAAAGCAGUCUCACUGUCCUCUGACUUGUCUCUAAUUCUGAUUUGUGCUUUAAUUUGUCAGCUGUUGUCAGCGGUGCCAUCGUCCUCUCCUUCCCCCCCCACAGUGUUUUAUGUGCAUUAAGUCUCGUCUGCUUUGAACGGGGACCAUCUCGAGCUGCUGUGAAUGGCAAACUGAAAACAAUCUUUUAAAUAGAAGAAAUCUUCAGGAAAAAAAAAAGAGUUUUGCUCACACAUGUAAAUGUGACCGUGAAUGUGCACCUGUUCUGUGUAAACAUGUUUUUUUGUGAAGUCGGGGUUAUAAUUCAUAAAAAAAGGAAUUUUAUAAAAAAAAGUUUGUAUGGUUAGUUUGGAAAUAGUCAGAUUUUAAAAGGACUCCUGUGAAUAUGUCCGUAUGGAGUAAAAGUAUGUUUUUGCUUCUCAUUGCAGUACUUUAUACAGGAGACUACUUGAACGUAUGACUGAUUUGAUAGAUGACUUUGUACAAGCCAUAAAAAAACAUUCUCACCGAUGGAGAUUGUUUUGGUGAGACAUACCAAAAUCAGUUUGGAAAAUGUGUUGUUAUUUAAAAGUAUAUGUAUAUAUAUUAAAUUAUACAUAGAAUAGAUAUUAUAUAAUUAUAAAUAUAAUGUAAAAGAAAAUAAAGAUUUAUUAAUUUAA